UUGUGUCGGUGGAAAAAUCAACGCACUGUGAGCACCCUUUAGGAGCGUUAAGAAAACUACCCAUAAACCCAAAAACAGAGUGCCCUGAGAAAACAGAAAGGUGCCAUUUUUUUUGUUGUUUUUCUCAAUCUCAACCAUGGAGAUGCAAAAGACGAUGAUGGGUUUGAUUCUGUUGCUGUUGUUAUCUGCUUCGGGUGUGAGUGCUUGGACUGGUGAAAUCCAUGGAAGAGUUGUUUGUGAUGUUUGUGGGGAUUCUUCUCUUGGACCUGAAGACCAUGUUCUUGAAGGUGCUGAGGUUGCUGUUCUUUGCAUCACCAAGUCUGGGGAAGUUCUAAAUUAUCAGGCCUUCACAGAUGCUAAGGGGGUAUACACAGUGGCUGAGACAAUGCCCGAGAGUGACCGUUGGGAUGCGUGUCUCGCCCGACCAAUCAGUAGUUUCCAUGAGCAUUGCACUCAACUUGGUGAGGGCAGCUUGGGGGUCAAAUUCAGUUACAAUCACCCAUCAGGAUACUCACACACUGUCAGGACCUUUGUGUAUCGACCAGUCAGUGUUCCAACUUACUGCAUUUGAUAUAUAUACUACUGCCUUGUGUGAGUUCAUGUGCUUGGUUGAAAAUUCAAAUAGUGCAAAACUGAUGAGUAUAUGAAUAUAUCUUCUUUAUACCAUAUAUUUAUGCGUAGUGGUGCUUGGUGUGUAUUUUGCUGAGCUUAUUCAAAGUAAGCACGAGAAGUUGAAAUAGUUGUAAAUGGUAAUCUUAUAGAGAACAAUGCAAAAUCAUUGUAAAUGGCAUUGUCAUUAAGCUGUGCAAUGAGUUCCAUCGCUUAAA
Molecule: messenger RNA, 827 nt
Organism: Cajanus cajan (pigeon pea)
Lineage: Eukaryota; Viridiplantae; Streptophyta; Magnoliopsida; Fabales; Fabaceae
Product: Pollen Ole e 1 allergen and extensin family protein
Source: RefSeq, a predicted model, not a curated record